GGGUGGCCUAAGAAUAGUAAAGUGCAGCAAAGAUAUUUUGUAAACAGAGUACAGCCAGAUAAUACCAACAGGGUUUUCAUACCUUCAACCUAAACAUUUUUGUAGUGUCACUGAUUCAACAAGUGAUAAGGUCUAUAUUUUAUCGGAUUAUACUUGGUAUACUCGAUCAUUUAUUGAUAAAUGGAGUUUACAAGAAAGUCCUUUGUGUAUAUUCAUUUACUAAUGGUGCUUGUACCAUUACUAGAAGCGGCCUAUCAAGCACAAGAAAGAUACAAUGAGGAACUUCAUGAAAAGCAGCCAGAAAUAUGUAGACAUGCAAAUCAAGAAAUGAACAAAGGAGUUCUAGAGAAACUGAGACCCUCUAAGAGCAUGGAAGAAUUUCUGAAGUGGGAUAUGUCCCACCUCAUAGUGAAAAAUGUGGCAGAAUCUGCAGCUUUGAAGGUUAUGCAGACGUUCCUGUUCUCUGAUGUUGAAGAAAAUGCCAGAAUUUUCCUGCGCUCUCUUGCUGACAUUUUAUUUUCACCGACAGGUGCUGAAAAAUUACAGUCAUGUUUCAAACGAUGGCAAUGUGGACUUGGUCGCAUCAUAUUAGCAAUCCCAACAGGACCAGAGAUAAUUAGGUUUGUUAUAAAGAAUUAUUUUCCUCAGGACUUAAAGUACAUAGCAGAUAUGCUCAUAAAAAUGGUUGAAGAACCAGUUCCUUGUGAAACCAUCCCUUGCGACUUAAUGAUGGAAGUGUCAUCUGUUAAAGUUGAAACCUAGAAACAAGUGAUUUUUUUAAAUUUUACGCUAACUUUAAAAGGUAUGGGAUGAGACUUGUCCUUUACGUUAUGAAUAACAGUUUUGUUACUUAAAUAAAUACUUGUACAUAUA
Molecule: messenger RNA, 873 nt
Organism: Macrobrachium nipponense
Lineage: Eukaryota; Metazoa; Arthropoda; Malacostraca; Decapoda; Palaemonidae
Exons: 5
Coding region: 181-762 (193 amino acids)
Source: RefSeq, a predicted model, not a curated record